Molecule: messenger RNA, 5317 nt
Organism: Orbicella faveolata
Lineage: Eukaryota; Metazoa; Cnidaria; Anthozoa; Scleractinia; Merulinidae
Source: RefSeq, a predicted model, not a curated record
AUUUCCUGAAAGACUGAGACAGCCUAGUUUAAUUUGCGCGAAAAACAAGUGCAGGUUUUGGAACAUCGUACUAUUUGGAAAAUAAAGGAGUAACAAGGUCCUACUAUACUUUUACGAAGUACGCACCUAGUAAACAUUUCUAUACUAUUGGAGGACGUGAAAUAAGAAACAUAGACAGUAACAAACAGGAAAUAUUUAUUGGGGCUGGAAUUUUCAUUGCGGUCUUUGAGGACAAUUACGUCCAAUAAUGAUGGGUUGAACAAUUUCCGGUUUGGGAGUACCUAUGUAUGCUGUGGCUAUUUUUUAUAUUUUAUUUGUAAUUUGCGCAUCUUCCGAAAAGAUUAGUUCAUUUUCAGUCAAAUGCUAUAAAUAGCUUCUCUUUGUGCCCAGCCCAUAAUUUUCAAGCGGUUGCACGGAACUCUGGGAUAACACCGGGCGCGCUAACUUGUAAAUUUUAUGCAAAUCUCAUUUAGUUUUUGCGUUGGAUAUUCUUUCUCAGUUCCCUCACCAACACCCUCUCGAAUCAUCUCCUCUAAAUGUGGAAGUUUUAAAACCAGGAAAGGGAGAAUUUUUGCGUCGUGAUGUCGCUCGAUUCGUCAAUGAAGAAGCGAACCAACCUCCUGAGCAUCGUAGACAGACUUGUUAAGAAGAGCGAGACAAAAAAUAGUGCCGUCGUCUCGAAAAAGCAGGAAGUACCAUUGUCAUCUCCAAGGCCAGCUGUUUCUAUAAGGUCAUAUUUAUUGCCGCCCACACCAUCCUCCGGCCCAGGGUCACCUGCCCUUAGCGACCAAGAGAGUAAUGGUGAAGAGGAACUAGCAAGUGACAAAGCAGAUGCUGUACAAGAUGAAAAGGAAGAAAUUAAGAAAGAUGGUGUUCGCAAGGAGCCCUUGAGGUGUGAUGUUUGUGGAUUAAGAGUGUUCAAAUCUUACCGUUUUGUCAACCGAACCAGUGCUCCAGUUCACUUGAAGAACUUUGUCACUCCAGACCAUGACCGUAUCAGAGUUUGCAAGCGGUGCUUCAGCUCUCGAGAGCGUUGCCGGCAAAACUUGGCACUUAUACUGCUGCGUUCCAAAACCAGCCAAAUGAUUCACCUGCGGACACCUCUUGGAGUCACCUAUGAUCGUGCCACCAAAGCUAUGGAUUACAUUGCACGAGACCUUAGGAAAGGACUCAAAAGGCCUUAUGAAGACCUUCUGUGCGAUGAAACAAUGGCUGAUGAAGAUGAAAUGGAGGAUGACAGUGAGAGGUUCUUGUUAAAUGGUGAUGAAACAAAGAGCAAAGAGGUUCCAAUUCCCAAACUUUUUGCAGCAGAAAAUGGAAAUGCUAAACGAGGUGCAGUGGCAACAGCACCUGUCCCAAUUAAGAAUAUUGGGAUUGUUACAGUGGUGAGACCUCACAGUGGAAAGUACAACUCCACGCCGAACUGUUUUACAAUCUACGGAGAAGUCAGUGACUUGAAUGUUAAGGAGAAUGCGAGUGAGAAAGCUGAGAAACAGAAAGAAAAUGCCCUUGCAAUUAAUGUGUCAGAAAAUCUUAGUAAACUUGUGGAUCGCAAUAUUUCAUUAUCUCCAACUGUGAAUACAACUGCAACUUCUGAGAUAAACACUAUAAACAACAAGCUGACAUUUUUGGACCACGCAUAUGCCCUACCACCACCCAAAGGAAAGGCAUCAUCUUCUCCCAGGACCAUGACGAAGUCAGUAAAGCAACCUGUACCUAAGGAAGCGAAAGUACUCAACACUGUAAAACAAGAGCAACAGAAGAAGACAGCAGCUGGAGAUGGACAAUCAACACCUCCAGAGAGAACUUGUGGAAUUGUCUGCUUCCAGUGUGACAAGCUGGUCACAAAAUCAUACAGCUGCUACAAGAAAGAAAAUGCUCCAGAGAAAAUCAAACAUCUUUUUACCCCUGGGGUGAAAGUUGUUAAAGUUUGUCGUAGAUGUAUGCCUUAUAAGAAACCCAAAGACAGUGAAGAUGCGGCCGGAACAGGAAAGGGUAAAGCAAAAAUAAUCAAGGGGAAACUUGCAAAGCUUCACAGUGCAAAGCUGAUCAAAAAUGCAAAGUCAGCUGGAAAAGUAAAUGCUGCAAAGACAACUGAAAAAACAAAGGUUGCAAGUCUUGAAAAGAACAUUGUUAAGUUGCCAACAAAGGAUGAAAAGAAAAGAAAGGACAGCCCCAAGGAUGAAAAGUUGAAGCUUCUUCCUGCUUCAAAAAAGUUGUGCUCGUUAGCAGUACAGACAAAGAAAGCUCCUGUUUCAAAAGGAACAGUGACAAAGGAGAGCAAGGCUGUGCCAAAAGGUAUUCGUCCUCCAAUAAGAGAGGAACUAAAAGUUGAAGUCACAAAAUCAAUCAUCCCCAAAGGUGCAAAUAUAGUGAGUGGUAAGACAUUGACAACGUCGCCAAAGAGUGGUGCACAGAUGCAGAAAAAUGAUGGCAGUGCAGCAGAAAAGGCUAAGAGCAGUGCAAUCGAAAAGGAGAAUGCCGCAGUAAGCAAGGACAAAUCAGUCAAAGUGGAUUUUGGAACGCAGUCUAUGAAAUCCAUGAUUGGUAUAAACAAGGUUAAACCUAAAACCACUGAUUUGUCCUCACCAAAUGAGACUGUUACCAAAGAUGAAAAUGUUGCUGAGAAAGAGGUCACUGAGAAGGAGUCCACAGAGAAAGAGGUUGAUGUCAUGGAUGUGUCUGAGAAGCAAGAAACUGAGACAGAAGUUGCACCUGUUGAAUCAAAGUUGAGUGAAAAAGUUUCAGGGACAGAAAAAGAAAAAGAGACUGUUGUAACAACUGAUUUAGAAACCAGUGCCAAGGAGAAGAUUGAUGAAGAAAUGAAUACAAAAACAGGUGAUGCAGUUAGUACAGAAAAGGAUAAAACAAGCAAUGUACCAGAGGAGAACCAAUCAGAAACAAAGAAACUUAAGGACAACAAAAUGGAAUCCAAAAACACAGAAGAACCUGAUGUAACAAAACAAGACAAGGCAGAGGCAAUAGACUCUAAAAACAUUGCAGAUAGCAUAAUCACAAGAGGAAGAAGGUCAACCUCAAGAUCCCCUGUGAUAGCAAGAGAAACAAAAUCCACUGAAGCCUUAUCACCAAGGAAGGGAAGAAGUUCAGGUACCCCAGAAACAAAGCGAGAGGAUAAACAAAUAAUACCAACAAUUAUGACACGUAAAAGACUGGCUUCAUUUUCUGACCCAGAGGCAGAUAAAAAGGUGGACAACUCUGCAGGUGGUAAAAGGAGGGCUUUGGCUGCUGCUUUGUUGGAGAAGAUGUCUAGGAAAGCUGGUGACUCAUCAUUAUCUACUUCAGAUGUGGCCUCCAACAAAUUGAGGGUGGAGCAUCCUUAUGCAAAAGAUGAGAAAGAACCUGAGAAAGAAGUAAAAGGUCACUGCAUGACAAGAAGGAAUCAGAUGCCAGUGAAGUGUGCAGGAUGUAAUGAAAAAGUAGUGAAGUCCUACAGGUGCGUCAUGCGUGGAGAUGCACCCGUUCACAUCAAGCCAUUGUUUGCUCAACAGUCAGGAGAAAUGUUGCGCAUUUGCCGAAAAUGUGUCAAGAAAAAGGAAACAGGCAAUGCAAAGGCUAAUAUUAAAUGAGAGAUAAUUAAAUGGUGUUAAAUUAUUAUUAGUUGUUUACUGAGAUGCAAAGUGACAUAGCUAUGAAGUCCUGAAACUGUGUUCCAAAUAGCUUGAUACUAAACACAAUGUACUGGUAAUUUAUUUAUCCUAAAGUUAAGACUUAAAACACCAAGAUUGAGUAAUUGAGCACUUUGUGUCUGCUCAAUGCAUCCAGAAACUGCAACUAAUUUGGUUAAAUUUGAUUCAGUUUGCUCCUCAGUUGUUCUCCAUCAUAGGAUUAUUUUGAAGGGUAAAAAAUCUUAAUGCUAUUAAUUAACAUUAAAUGCAUCUUGGAAAUUAAUAUAAUUUAUUUGGAGUACCUUCAACAGGGUCACGGGGAGAGGGAGUGGCCAUUACUUGGGAGCCCUACUAAAAGCCUAAAACUUUUGCCAGGGUGACUGAAGCCCCACCAUUCGGCUUCUUUAAUAAUUAUAAUUACUAUCAUAAUUUUUUGUAUUUUAUUAGUUUUUCUUGAUUUCAAAAAUAACAUAUAAUUUAUUUUAUUAGACGCAACUAAGAUUUAUAAUAUUAUUUAUUACAAUAUCAUUUGCUACAGGGCCUUGAACCCUGAAAAUGUUUGCUGCAGGCCCUGCUAAGCCCUGUUCUUGUGGGGUCUAGAACCCUAAAGCACGGCUUUUUGACCCAGGAACCCUGGACCUCUUUGUGAUCCUGCUUUAACUCUUUCAGUUCUAGGCUUAAAAUGUCAAUUCUCCUUACCUUUUUUAUAUUUGUGUAGUGUUUAGUGCUGAGAAAUUGAUAGUCAUUAAGUCAUUGUUCAAAACUUGAUAAUGCUGUCAUGAUAUGAGGAGAAGUGAGAGUUUGAUUGCCUUGGGUUUAAAUGCUUGAAGACCUUUAAAUGGCAAGUUUCAUUGUGGAAAAUUCUGUGAAAAAUGAUAGAUUAUAUUAUUCAGUACAAGACUGCACCACAAAAUUCUUCGAAGCAACACAAGAGGGUUCCUCUUAUGUUGCUUGCUUGUCUUUGGGCCAGCCUUAGUUUUAUUUCAUUUAUGUUAACUUUUUGUGGCAGUUUUUACCUUAUCUUUUUUAACUUGAAAAUGGUGUCGUGAUGACUCUGAAACAUUGUUUGCUUUUAUCAUUAAUUUUCUCUUGCUUAUGCAUUACAGAACCUUUGCUUGAUAGAAAUAACACUAUUGUAAAGGCCAAUCAUGUAAGACCUGGUUUACAAUUGAGUUGAGGUUUGAUAGUCCUUUGCAUUACCAGGUCACACAGUACAAGAUCAGACCUGCUGGGUUGCAGUUACACUGUGGGUAAUUUGGGUGUGGACAAAACGUGGGGUAGGCCAUGGCCUACCCUGUGGCCUACCCUAUGGCCCACCGAUGGUCAGAUUUUCAAAAACAUAAAGAAAACAUCAGUAAGAGUCAAAUGAGUAAGGUGGCAUAAAACUAUAUCCCCUGGUGGGUUCUUGUAUCCCUCUAAUAGGGGUAAGACUAACUAACACUAACACUAACACUAACACUAACAGUUACUAAUGCCAUUCAUUACAUGUUUACACUAGCACUCCACUAUAUGUUACAAACUGGCAGCUGGUAUGGAUUGUGGAGCCCCCAUUUUGUAAACUCUCAGCGACCAUGUAAUAUCGGCCCUUCCCCCGAGGGGGGGAUCCCAUAUAUAAAUGACGGGGGUGCUUGCCAUACCUUUUAGGGGUUAAAAACGCAGUUUUGGUACCUCUUAUAGUGUUUAGCCUCAAA